AACAACAUGCCGUAUCUCAGCCUUCUAUAUGCUAUGUAACACUUUCUUCAAAUUUUUGCUUUAGGCUGUGUUUCGGUCAUGAAUUUACAAGAGGAAAGGAAAAAAGAUAAAAUGUGAAGUGAUUCACUUUUUCUUGGUAAAUUCCUCCACAAAUCCACAAUCAAAACACUGUCUUAGAAGACCCACAAUGGACGGAGGAUAAAAGUUCAAAUUUCCACAAGAGAAAGGGCAGUUUCAGACUCUUGUACAAUAUGAUGACAUUUAAACUUCUGCCAACUCAACAAAAAUAAAGCUUUGAUGAAGAAAGAAUAAAAACAAAGAUGAAGAACAUAACCACUGUUGAAAGUUAAUCUUGCACAUGUGAGGUGGGCCUAUGUGUUCUGUUGUUGAGUGACAAAGUGGAGGCUAGGAGUAAAGAGGGAGGUGACAGUAAGGCCAAGUCAGAGAGGUCUUUGAAUUGUAUUUGCGGUGCAUUUACUGUGUGGUUGUGUAGUCAUUAAGUAGCUUGUCAAGUAGUGUAUAAGUUAGUUGUGAGGUAGUGUAUAAAGUAGUGUGCAUGUGUAUUGUAUCAAAGUGUGCGUGGGUGUUCAACUGCUGUAAGAGAGGUAUAGAGAGAGAGAGAGAGUCAUGAAUUCAGUUUGUGAGGUGUGUGAGCCGUAUGGUGAGAUAUAAGUGUGUAAGAGUGAGUUUGUAAUAUUCAGAUUUGUGUACUGAAUCAAUAAAAAUAUUUGUGAGUGCUUUGUGUGUAAUCUCUCCGGGUUUAAACUGUUAAUGAACUCCCACCACCAACAAGUGGUAUCAGAGCCUAACCGGAGAGUUUUUCGUUCACCCGAAUUUUAAGCAGAAUUUGAAGUGAGCAGAAACAAAUUUUUUGAGACCACACGUUCGCUGUGCCCACACAAUUCCACAUCUGUGUCGCAUGUGUCAAAAGGAGGCAGGGGAGGCGCCACGCGCCGGGAGAAGGCUUUGCGUGACCAUCAUUCAUCACCGACGCGCCUUCACGUGCGCACACAUCAUCUCCAGCAGUAGGCGAGAUUUUCAGAGGAUUUCUCGAAGGUUUUUCGCGUUGUUGACGCGAGAAGGAGAGCUGGUCAGAAGCGUAGUUGAGCCGAGACGGAGUCAUUACGCUGAGAAGUUGGUUCCGGGCGAUAAGUUCGUGAGUUCAGCCAAGAAGGAGGGGACCUGUUCGCGCGCGAGGUGACUCAAGGACUGAGCGGACGUGCCAAGACUUGUCGCGUCUAACGUAAAGGGCUGAGCGUCCUUUUUCUGACUUCUAGAUCUGAGAGGGCGAUAGUGCUGCAACCUAAGGGCUGGAUUGCAGUGAAGUGGAAGUUGGAGGAGAGAGAGAAGAAGAUGGCGGCCCAAAAUCCAGCGAUGGCGGCCCAGACACCACGAUUGGGCGGUUACAAUUAUGAGAACUGGAGCAUCCAAAUGAAAGUAUAUUUUGGAUGGCAAGAUUUGUGGGAUGUUGAUCAGGGGUAUUCCGAGCCCACGGAAGAAGAAGAGAUAGCAGCGAUGACAGCACAACAAAGGACGGCACUCAAAGAAGUAAAGAGGAAGGUAGUAAGGCGUUGUUCCAGAUUUAUCGAUCAGUUGACGAAUCACAUUUUGAGAAGAUCUCUGCUGCCACCACCUCUCAAGAAGCCUGGGAAAUCCUUCGAGCUGCACAUCGAGGGGUUGAGAGGACGAUUAACGUUCGACUCCAAGUAUUGCGGGGGGAGUUCGAAAAUUUGGAGAUGGAGAUCAAUGAAUCAAUUUCCUUGUAUUUUACACGGACUUUGAUUGUUGUGAAUCAGUUAAGAUGGUAUGGGGAGCAAAUGGAGGACGUUCGAGUUUUGGAGAAAAUACUUCGGUCUUUGGAUCCGAAAUUCAACAACAUCGUUGGCACUGUUGAGGAGGUGAAGGACCUCAACACCAUGACCGUUGAUGAGUUGUUGGCCACGUUGGAAAUCCACAAGCAAAGGAUCAACAAGAGGUUGUCCACGACGGGGCAGGAGCAGGCCCUGCAAGCAAGGUUCAAGAGUGCCGCAGAGGGAGGACCUUCACAAAAAGGAAGACGUAGAGGAAGAGGACAUGGACGUGGUCAAGCCCGAGGCAGAGGUGGGAGAGGUCUUAUAAGAGGAGGAAGAGGACAAGAUGAAGUUGUGCAGAGAGGAAGAAGGAGAAAUAGAGGAGAAGAGGAAGAGGAAGAGGUAGAGGCGUUGAUAAAAGUCAGGUGCAGUGUUACAGUUGCAAUGAGUAUGGCCAUUACAGUAGGGAGUGUACGGCCGAUGUGGAGUGUUAUGCAUGUGGUGGAUAUGGCCACUACAGUUACGAUUGCACGGAGGAGUAUGGAGAAGUGGAGGAACAAGCCAAUUUAGCGGAGAAGGUUGAAGCGGUAGUGUUUCGAGUAGAUGUGCUUCGAGGCGGAAGGAGUUGUGCUGUGAUGAGAGUUGCAAGAUUAGGGGGGAAUGUUGAAAGUUAAUCUUGCACAUGUGAGGUGGGCCUAUGUGUUCUGUUGUUGCGUGACAAAGUGGAGGCUAGGAGUAAAGAGGGAUGUGAGAGUAAGGCCAAGUCAGAGAGGUCUUUGAAUUGUAUUUGCAGUGCAUUUACUUUGUGUGGUUGUGUAGUCAUUAAGUAGCUUGUCAAGUAGUGUAUAAGUUAGUGUAUAAAGUAGUGUGCAUGUGUAUUGUAUCAAAGUGUGCGUGGGAGUUCAA
This is a messenger RNA of Rhododendron vialii, 2696 nucleotides long. RefSeq lists its product as uncharacterized. The record is from RefSeq and is a predicted model, not a curated record. The transcript is spliced from 2 exons. Lineage: Eukaryota; Viridiplantae; Streptophyta; Magnoliopsida; Ericales; Ericaceae. The coding region runs from base 1737 to 2360 and encodes 207 amino acids.